This is a messenger RNA of Saprolegnia diclina VS20, 921 nucleotides long. RefSeq lists its product as hypothetical. Bases 1 to 921 code for a protein of 306 amino acids. Gene Ontology annotation, cellular component: Golgi apparatus. The record is from RefSeq and is a predicted model, not a curated record. Gene Ontology annotation, molecular function: antiporter activity. The transcript is spliced from 5 exons. Lineage: Eukaryota; Oomycota; Saprolegniomycetes; Saprolegniales; Saprolegniaceae.
AUGCAGACGACCAUCAGCCACAGCGUCGCCGCCUGGCUCGUCGGGUCCGUGCUCUGCGGCGUGACGUCCAAGCAAAUCUUAUCCGAGAUCCACUGCCCGUACACGCUUUCUGCACUGCAGAUGACGCUGGCCUACAUCUGCCACGCUCUCUGGGCCGCGCCACGCCGGUCGCCCGAGACCGUGCUCAGCGAAUCCCAAGAAAUAAGCCUCCUCUUCGCCGCCUUGGCGUUCGCGAUCGGUGUCUCGUGUCUCAACGGCGGCUUUGAGCUCAUGCACGUAUCCAUCAGCGAGACGCUGCGCGCCUUGGAGCCUCUAUGGACCGUGUCCUUGGCCAUGACGCGCCUGCGACGCGACGCUCCCGUGAGCAGGCUACGCCUUGUGGCGCUGGGUCCCAUCGUUCUCGGCGUCGGUCUCUCUGCGUACCACAACGCGUCCUUUCGCAUCUUAGGCUUGGCCAUGGUCAUGGUCGCCAACAUUGUCUUCCCGAUUCGGUCGCUUCUCGUCAAGCAGCUGCAGCGCGCGCUGCCGCUCGAACACAUUUUCGCAGCAACGCUCUUGUAUGGCAUGCUCUUCCAGUGGCUUGGCGCGACCGUCUCGCUGGCGUUUGGCGGCGUCCGCUGGAUCGAGUUGCAACCCAAGCACGUCCUUGUGGGUCUUCUCAAUGGCGUGAGCUUUUAUACCUACCAUCGCGCAUCGUACAGCGUACUUGUCGCGACCGACAUGACGACCCACGCGGUCGUGAAUGCCUUCCGACGCGUGCUCACGAUUCUCUUCUCGUUCGCCUACUUCGGCGUCCCUCUAGCGCCUGGAAAUGCCCUUGGGAUGGUCGUGGCGGGGGCUGGCGCCCUGCUGUACGCCCGCGCACUGCGCCAGGAGCGCCAGGACGCAACCGACACCAUACAAGCCAAAGACACGGUGUAG